UCUGUCGCCCUGGCUGGUGGUCGCCAUGGGCAAGUCGGACUUCCUGACCCCCAAGGCCAUUGCCAACCGCAUCAAGUCCAAGGGGCUUCAGAAGCUGCGCUGGUAUUGCCAGAUGUGCCAGAAGCAGUGCCGGGAUGAGAAUGGUUUUAAGUGUCACUGCAUGUCCGAGUCUCAUCAGAGACAGCUUCUGCUGGCUUCAGAAAAUCCUCAGCAAUUCAUGGACUAUUUUUCAGAGGAAUUCCGGAACGACUUUCUUGAGCUGCUCCGAAGACGCUUCGGCACUAAGCGUGUCCACAACAACAUUGUGUACAAUGAGUACAUCAGCCACCGAGAGCACAUCCACAUGAACGCCACCCAGUGGGAGACCCUCACCGACUUCACCAAGUGGCUGGGCAGGGAAGGGCUGUGCAAGGUGGACGAAACUCCCAAAGGCUGGUACAUCCAGUACAUUGACAGGGACCCUGAAACCAUCCGGCGGCAGCUGGAGCUGGAGAAGAAGAAAAAGCAAGACCUGGACGAUGAAGAGAAGACAGCCAAGUUCAUAGAGGAACAAGUGCGGAGGGGGCUGGAAGGGCGAGAACAGGAGGUCCCUGUUUUUACAGAGUUAAGCAGAGACAAUGAUGAAGAAAAAGUCACCUUCAACCUGAAUAAAGGUGCCUGCAGCUCAGUGGCCACAACCUCCAAAUCCAGCUCUCUGGGACCAAGUGCUCUGGCCACUCUGGGGCCCGCAGCCUCGGCCAAGCGGAAAGAACCUUCACAGAGCUCAGCUUCGUCCAAGGAGAAGAAGAAGAAGAAGUCGGCACUCGACGAGAUCAUGGAGAUUGAAGAGGAGAAGAAGAGAACUUCGAGGACUGACUACUGGCUCCAGCCGGAAAUUGUCGUGAAAAUUAUCACCAAAAAGCUUGGCGAGAAAUAUCACAAGAAAAAGGGUGUUGUGAAGGAAGUGAUCGACCGCUACACAGCUGUGGUGAAGAUGAUUGACUCAGGGGACAAGCUGAAGCUGGACCAGACACACCUGGAGACAGUCAUUCCGGCACCAGGAAAGCGAGUCCUGGUUUUAAAUGGAGGUUACAGAGGAAAUGAAGGCACCAUGGAGUCCAUCAAUGAGAAGACAUUCUCGGCUACCAUCGUCAUUGAGACAGGCCCUUUAAAAGGACGCAGAGUUGAAGGAAUCCAGUACGAGGACAUUUCGAAACUUGCCUGAAUUUGAAAAAUCUGUUUAACACAUUAAAAUCCUAAAGCAUCAAAUUGGUGUUUGCCGGGGCAUAUUGAGACUCUACUGUGUCAGGGUGUCAGUUCUGUAUAAAGCAGCUGGAUUUAUUGACUGUACCAUUGCUCAGCCAAGCUGAGAGAACUAUCUAGUCAUGUGGCAACUAUCAAACUGUGCUCCUUUGUCCCUCUUAUAUUUAUUUACUUUGUAAUGAUGAUUU
Messenger RNA from Suncus etruscus (white-toothed pygmy shrew), 1430 nucleotides. RefSeq names its product Kin17 DNA and RNA binding protein (gene KIN). The record is from RefSeq and is a predicted model, not a curated record. The transcript is spliced from 13 exons. Gene Ontology annotation, cellular component: nucleus. Gene Ontology annotation, biological process: DNA replication; DNA damage response. Gene Ontology annotation, molecular function: double-stranded DNA binding. The coding region runs from base 26 to 1204 and encodes 392 amino acids. Lineage: Eukaryota; Metazoa; Chordata; Mammalia; Eulipotyphla; Soricidae.